Amblyraja radiata (thorny skate) is the source of this 3453-nucleotide messenger RNA. RefSeq names its product peptidylprolyl isomerase E (cyclophilin E) (gene ppie). Gene Ontology annotation, cellular component: mitochondrion; cytoplasm. The record is from RefSeq and is a predicted model, not a curated record. NCBI's taxonomy places the organism in Eukaryota, Metazoa, Chordata, Chondrichthyes, Rajiformes, Rajidae. Gene Ontology annotation, molecular function: cyclosporin A binding; RNA binding; peptidyl-prolyl cis-trans isomerase activity. The transcript has 10 exons. Gene Ontology annotation, biological process: protein peptidyl-prolyl isomerization; protein folding. The coding region runs from base 69 to 977 and encodes 302 amino acids.
AUGAAGGCUACGAGCGGCGGGGAGGCGGAGCUGGAGUUCAGGGUUCAUGUGGGACAGUUCGGCACAAGAUGGCGGCGACCAAGCGGGUGCUGUAUGUGGGUGGCCUUGCUGAAGAGGUAGAUGAGAAGGUUCUUCAUGCAGCUUUUAUUCCAUUUGGAGAUAUUAUGGACAUUCAAAUUCCACUGGAUUAUGAGACGGAGAAACACAGAGGUUUUGCAUUCGUUGAAUUUGAGGGUGCUGAGGAUGCUGCAGCUGCCAUUGAUAACAUGAAUGAGUCUGAACUUUUUGGAAGGACAAUCCGAGUUAACCUGGCAAAACCCAUGCGAAUUAAAGACGGAUCGUCAAGAGCAGUGUGGUCAGAUGAUGACUGGUUAAAGAAAUUUGCUGGGAAGACCCUGGAGGAAAAUGGAAGUGAGGAGCAUGGAGGAGAAGGUGGAGAAACACAAACAAAGGAGGGUGAGCCACCAGCCAAGAAAUCAAGAUCCAAUCCUCAAGUAUACAUGGACAUCAAAAUUGCCAACAAGGCCGUUGGUAGAUUACGGUUUUUAUUACGAGCUGACGUUGUACCAAUGACUGCAGAAAAUUUCCGGUGCCUCUGUACACACGAGAAGGGAUUUGGUUACAAGGGCAGCAGUUUCCAUCGAAUUAUACCCCAGUUCAUGUGUCAGGGUGGAGAUUUCACCAAUCACAACGGUACUGGAGGGAAAUCCAUCUACGGCAGGAAGUUUGACGAUGAAAACUAUAUUCUGAAACACUCAGCGGCAGGAUUGCUGUCAAUGGCAAACUCUGGAAUCAAUACAAAUGGAUCUCAGUUUUUCAUUACCCUCGACAAGACAGACUGGCUGGAUGGAAAACACGUAGUAUUUGGGGAAAUGGUGGAAGGAAUGGAUAUUGUCAGACAGAUGGAAGCUCAAGGUUCUAAAGAUGGAAAACCUAAGCAAAAAAUGAUCAUCUCAGACUGCGGAGAAUAUGUGUGAUGGUAGUGGCUGUUAGACAUAACUUUUGUAGAUUUCAUUUUUUCGUACUUUUAAUGUUUUUUUGUGAAGAUUUAUUGUAAAUACAUUCAACAUGCAAAAUAAAAAAAUUUUUAAACCAACUUUCUAUUUGCAGAUAAAAAUUUUAAUUGUUCAUUUUUUUUGUGUUCUAAGCCUGCAAAAAUGUAAUCUUUUGUCCAGCUAUCUCAUUAAUUGGAUAUUAUAAAAUUAUUGCCACAGCAGGACUGUCAGCAGCAAGACAACUCUGCAUUUAAACAUGUGAGAAUUGUAUUUAACUAGGCUUAAAUAUUAAGGAUAUUUCUGUUUGUCCCUUAAAGAAUUAUCCUCUAAUUUUAAAUCGCCCAUUGCAUCAAAAUGAGCUCUGUAGGAAAAAAGUGUUCUGACUUGUUUUCAAUCAUUGUAAUGGUCAAGGAAAACAAUGACAAUAUAUGCAUAAGAAUUUCUUUACGAUCUGUCCAAAGAAAAAGAGCAAGUCUGUUUGAACAUACUUAUUGCUUUAUUGGGGUAAAGAAAAUUUGAGCUAACCAAAAUUUCAAUUAAUGAAAAUAUACAAAAACUAUAAAUUGGGUUCUAUAACAGUCUACUGUCAAAAGGCACUAAUCCAGACCAUUAACUACAAAUUAUAUACAUAUGGAAGCAUAUGUAUGGACACGGAACAAAGGACAGGAUACACAAGCACAGAAUACAGUUAAACCAAUAUUUUUUACGUUUCCCUUUUCCUUUUAUUUCCAGUCACUUUCCUGGGACAGAAUAUAUAGAAGGGCACUUUACUCCUAAUGUGCCAUCACGCACUGCAUGAUUAACACUGAUCUUGUCCCUGUAGUGUCAGGUGGUUGGCUUACAGUUCUGUGGUUUUGAUCUUUGAUUUUCAACAUAUCCUGUUUAAAUUCAAGUGCUCAGCUUGUGGUCACAUUCGCAGCCAGGUUUGUGAAGACCUCCUUCAAUUCUCAUCUCACCCACUGUGUGCACUAUCUUUGCAGUUAUAUUAAUGAGGGAAAAAUAGCCUGGUAUAAGCCACCCCAACUAAUUCAUCACCCAUGCCCCCCCCCCCCCCCCCCCAAAUGUGCACCUGAUGGUGGAGUAGAGAGAAGAGACUUCAUUACAGAUACCUGCUGCUGGCUGACCUACAAUUCCAAUUGAAGGUGCUGAAAGACCACUUCCUGGAUUGGGGAGUGUGAUUUUAAAAAUGAGUGUAAACAGAACAUGGCUACUUUUAUAAAUUCCACAAUAUUAUAGUCACAUCAACAGCUGAUAGUUCAGUAGGUCAAUUAUUUUGUUGCAUAUUUUUGUACAUAUGUAGAUACAGUUAAUCUCUGGACAUCACAUUGACACUAACAAGUGCCCUUAAGUGAAAAAUAACCUGAACUUUAACUAAUAUGGCAGUAGAUUUGUCAACAAAUUAGUAAAUACACAUUCAUAGUUGGCAUUGCUGAAUUUUAGUACAAGCUUAACUGAAAAAUGUUUUCAAGCAUGUUUUGCUACAUUAGUCUAACAGAUACUAUUAAAUCUAUAAUUAGUGUUUUUGUAGAAUCUACGUUUAGUUACAGAUUCAAGAUGUCCUGUAUUUCCUUAAAACUAGAUAAAGGAACAUGUGAAAAGUUACUUAAAUACAGUGCAUAAAAAUUAAUUUUAACAGUAAUGAUAUUACAGUGUACAGUAUCUCAAAAAGUUACUUAGAAGUAACUCGCAGCAAAAUUACAUGUAAUGCUUGUAAACUGUACAGAAAAAAAAAGCGAUGCUCCCCUAGACACUUUCACAGAAGCCACAUUUAUACAUUUUCUGUUUUGCUUCAAGCUGCACUGAGAAGCUGGUCUAAUCCAGUUAAUGAGGAGGUCUAACAGGGCAUAUAGUAUUGUGCUGUGGGCAGUGUAAUUACGUACUUUGUAUAAUUCUCUUAAGUAUGCAACUGAUCUAGUUUUAUACAUUAAACAUACUGGAGUACAAAAAGUAAUUUAUUUUUAAAAAGUGCUUUAAAAAUUAUUUACAAUAAUUAAUGUAUAUGGACCAUCUUUAUAGACCCUAGAAUAUGACAUUUACACUGGCAAGCUGGUGAGUGAUGAAGUAUCACUCCUUCAGAUCGAGAACAUGAUGUGGGUCGCAUUGACAUUUUGGAUAUGUAUAUACAUAUUUAUCUUGCAAACUAUUGAAUUAAAACCUGCGUUUGUUAUACACGUAACUGAAGUCUUUCACAGAAAUUACUAGCUGGGAGCAACCCAGGUUUGUCUUUUAAAUAACCAGACAAUGAAAUAGGAUACAAAGUUAAGUGCAACACACUGCUCACAGGACAAGGAGUUCUAUUGAAAUCUGGCAGAAUGAAAAGAAUAAUACUGUACCUUUUCUAUUGACAAAUAGUGCAAUUUUUUUUAAUGGUUCAAGGUUCAAACACGCCAAGUCAGAUUUUUCUGAAUUUGUUUUGAAUGUCAAAUCUCCAUGUUGGUCCAAUAAAUUGUCAAAUUUC